AUGAUUGCAAACUUGGAUAAGCGCGUCCCUUUCCUCUUGCAGAUCGAGCAACUCAAGCGAUGCGAGACCAUUAGUGAGGCAGAGGUCAAACAACUUUGCCUUCAGGCUCGCGAGAUUCUCGUUGAAGAAGGAAACGUCCAAUAUGUCGACAGUCCUGUCACUAUCUGCGGCGACAUCCACGGCCAGUUUUGGGAUCUAAUGGAACUCUUUUCGGUUGGAGGAAUGUGUCCAGAGACAAACUAUCUCUUUAUGGGAGACUUUGUAGACCGCGGGUUCUUUUCCGUGGAAACAUUCUUGCUUUUGCUCGCUUUCAAAGUACGCUACCCGGACAGAAUUACCCUUAUCAGGGGAAACCAUGAAAGUCGACAGAUCACCCAGGGUGCGCUUAUUGACUUACGUGCAGACGAAAACUCACUUACGCCUCGAGUCUACGGGUUUUACGACGAGUGUCAUCGCAAAUAUGGAUCUAGCACUGUUUGGCGUCACUGUUGUGAAGUUUUCGACUAUCUUGCCCUCGCUGCUGUAGUAGACGGUCGCGUCUUUUGUGUCCACGGCGGACUAAGUCCAAAUCUUCAAACUAUUGACCAAAUACGCGCAAUUGAUCGGAAACAAGAAGUACCUCAUGAUGGUGCUAUGUGUGAUCUUCUUUGGUCUGAUCCGGAUGAGAUACAAGGCUGGGGUCUAUCGCCACGAGGAGCGGGCUUCCUCUUUGGCGGGGACGCUGUCCGUUCGUUUGCACGGAUGAAUGACAUCGAACUGUUGGCAAGGGCACAUCAACUUGCCAUGGAGGGCUAUAAGCACAUGUUUGACAACUUGAUUGUGACUGUUUGGAGUGCACCGAACUAUUGUUACAGAUGCGGAAAUGUCGCCUCCAUCUUGGAGUUGGACGAGAAUCUUCGACAAGAGUAUAAAGUAUUCGUGCAUGCUCCAUCGGAUGCGAGGUCAAUCCCAGCUAAGAGAGCACCACCGGAAUACUUUCUGUGA
Molecule: messenger RNA, 984 nt
Organism: Serendipita indica DSM 11827
Lineage: Eukaryota; Fungi; Basidiomycota; Agaricomycetes; Sebacinales; Serendipitaceae
Source: the annotation of a GenBank genome assembly